ACAUGACACCUGAUUCCAGGUGAAUGCAGGCAUACGUCACCGCUGCCUGUGUACAACCAAUACAAUUCCAUAGUCGUCUAUUAACAUUGGUGUGUGGAGCAGCGAUCUGAAGGUAGUCCACGAUGGAUUAUUCAAAGGAUCAAAUAAAAUUCAUAUUAUGUGAUUUAAAUAACCUAUCUGCUGCUGAAUUGGAACGUCUCGGGACAGAGCUUGCAGCCAUGAAGAUACAGUCGGCAGUGAACCAAAUGGAGAAAAUCCUGGGGUGUGCAAGCACGCGCGACCACAUCUCACGCCCGGCAUACCUACCCGCCGCUAAGAGAAAGAGACACACCCCAGUGGUGCCUACUCACAGCCAGGACAACUGUAGUGACGGCUCCACAUAUAACCUUCAAGUUAAACCGUGUGAUAGAGAGUCCCCCUGUCAACAAGAGGAGCCGUACCAGACGGUCUUGAGAGAAAAUCACUUGCAUUUGAUGAACGACUUGCAGUUGGAUUCAACACAAUUACUGGACCAACUGUUGGAGGAGGAAGUCAUGUGUACGGCCGAUGUGGAGUCGCUCCGGCGGAUACGUAACAGAAGGAAAAAGACUAGGACACUUCUUACACAAUUGGCCGUAUACGGCCCAAAAAAGUUCGAAAAAUUCAAACAGGCUCUACGCCUCUCUCAUUCGCAUCUCUUCGAGAAACUUGUUAAAACUGAAUCUAAGGAUAAAAGCAUGUUUACCACCAGAGAGUGUCUGGCUUGUAAAAUUGCCCGCGACGUGGACAUCGGUGAUGUUGUGGAUAGAUUGUACAGUUCGGGAGUGCUUCUACGGGAGGAUGUUCAGUAUGUCCUUCAAAGGCAAAGUUGCCGGGAGUCGUGGAUUGUUAUAUUCAAAUGCACAAAAGAUGCUAAAAGUAACGGAUUAAGCGUUCUAUGGGAAUGUUUGAAAUCUAAAUACCCAGAACUAGCAGAGGCGGUCCGAACUGAAACAGAAUACAUCAAAUGCAACUGUAGAAAAGCUAUGAGGAGUGAAAAAGACAACAAACAGCAAUCACUAUUGCCCAUUAGUAGGACUGCAUCUGGACCUUACAAUGUCAUAGACAAUCCAUACAUGUCCAUGCCACGCGACCUCAGUGCGUUGACAGACACGAGCGAACAUACAUAUGAAAAAUGUGUUGAUGGUAGUGAAUGUUUAGAAGCGCCAAUUUAUUGUAAUGUAAGAGAUAUUGGAAUCGACUUCAAAGAGCCACUUUACGAAAACGACACGUUGAAAGACCAAUGUGAAGUUAACGAGUCCUCUAAUUCUAAGGAUAAGAAUGGUAAUGAAGAACGAUACACGCGCAGUCUUUCCUGGGAUAACGCUAUGUAUUACAAUUGCGUCGAGUCUAUCAGUGGCGAAGAGGAUCCUACAUACCUUCACCCUUGUGAAGUUGAUAGCAUGUCUUGUCUAAAUGGUGACCGAAACGGAGAACAAGAUUCCGGAUCACGACGGAGUGAUGAGAGCACUGAAAGUGUCAUUGUCAGACGUGGUGCAGUAAGACGCAGAUAUGGAAGGGAGUCUAAAUAACUACACGAUUGUGCUGAUCAUUGUCUGACAACUGAAUCUCGUUAAGUUGGCCGUUGUCCAUAUUUGGAUGAAAUGUAAAUAAGAUCAUUGGAUAUUAAUAUUUUUUUACCGUCACAAAUGCAUUCUUUUUUCAUUUGAAACUGCCUUGUUUCUGUGAAAUCGUGUCAUCUCUUGCAAUAAAGGCAUACAUAUAGGAUGGACAUGUCUUUUAUUUUAUAACGUUUACCUUUUAAAUGUACAUUCAAACAAGGUUUUUUAACUUUGAAAUAUUUUAUUACUUUCAAGACAAAAAAACAACAACACCCGUGUUAUUCAAAUUAUUGAACCACUUUUGGCAACGAAAAGCUCUAGGUUACAAUUGAUAUAUUCAUUGCUGAAAGGACUCGCUUUUACAUAUGAUCUAACCUGUCACGAGUACUUAUACGUAGAUCAAUAAGUACGUUUCCUUAGUAUUCCUGAUGUGGUUGUGAUCUACGAACAUACAGUCUCAAGCAGUGAUAUAACUCCUGGACUUUUUCUACUGGUUCUUUUUCAUUUGACUCCAUUUAAAUAUUCCCUUUCCUUGUAGUUUGUCUUAGUUUUAUCGAUUUAGAGUUCCAUUAAUGUUUGACAAUAUCAAUUUGUCGACAAUUUAUGUAAUUUUAAAUGAUAAUUUUGUCAAUUUUGAACAAAGGAGAGGCCAAGCUCAGAGAAAACAUCAUGGAUUUAUUGUCAUUUCAAUUAAAAUGGCGUUCAGGACGAAAUAGUGCAAUGCUAUUCAAUUUAUCAGUUGUUUAUCCUUGACACUAGUGUGUGGCGUACUUGUCUGUGUGGGAAUGUGUUCUAGUUCGUACGAAUUUCAAAUCCAGUUUAAUUUGUGUAUGCAUAAUGAGAAAUUAAUUUUAUGUCUAUAUACAUUGAUGUAAAUACAUAUACGUGUAAGUAUAUGAUAACAAUAGAUAAUGUCUUUCUGAUCAACUUUAGGUUGAUAAUCAUUCUUUGAUCACUGCUUAAGCCUGCAUGUUCGUUGAUACAUAAUCAUCACCUGCAUGGUCUUCCUCAUAUGAAUGGCUCAAAGUAGUAUAGACAAGUAGUUAACAACGUCAACGAACUGAAACGUAAACCACAUAGUUUGACUUAGUUUAUUAUAUGUAAAACCUCAAGUAUUUGUCCAAGUUUCUCAUUGACCUUAGGACAUUAGCGUGCAGAUGGGACAAUAAGAUAUGAAUAUAUAAGCAUUCAUGUGUAUAUUCUAGACUGUUACUGGAGGCGUUACAUGUAAGGUUUAAAACCUGCCACUCUAAAACAGGCCACACGAUGUUUGAGCUAUAACCCUGAUACAAUGUGUAAAUGUUCCUUUUCAAGCUAAUCUGCGUUACACUAAAUAUGGGCAUAUUUAACAAAAUCUAGGUUGGUCAAGAAAAGAAACAUGUGCAACGACACCGAAUACAAUAAAACACAACCAUCAUCGACGGGAAAUGUUUUUUUUUCUUUUUCGUUUAUCAACAUCUUUGAAUGCUUUUUAGUUGUCAUACUUAUUAUUCAAUUUCUUAUUUCCUUUUUCACCUGAAUGGGAUUAAAUCUACUACAAAUAUAAUAUUUCAUAAAUCAUAAAACUUCCUUCUAAAGAUUUUUAUUUCUUGUCAUAUAUUCUCGAAAUUAUUAAACUUACAAAAUCUAGUUAAAGUAACCGUAAAUCUUUAUCAAACUGACGAUAACUUGUAUUACCAAUACUCGGACAGGAUACAUUUAUCGUACAACACGGAACUAACUCGGACUGAACAGACACGGAACUACAAGGAAGUAAACGGACACGAACUAACUGGAACUAAAGGACGCAGAGUUGCAAAAACCUAAGGAGCCACGAACUUGCAAGAACUGAGGAGACAACAUGAAUUGCGAAGACUUUAAAUCAUAGGAACUGUGGAGACACAAAGGAAAUGAGUGGACACCGAAACAAAACACAUACCAGAAGUAAACCAAAAAAAUGUAGAGAUAAUCUUGAACAAUAAAUAUUCCCUUCAUCACAUCUGGGUUUCGUGUAGCAUGAAUAUAAAUAACAAAUAAAGGGAAAUAAUCACCCAAUAGUUUUAUAGUUUAUCUCCCUUGUUGCAUUACCAAGUUUAAGUUUAUAACAAAACUUCUUCCUUAGGGUAUCUACGAAUGUGACUUAAUGUAAAGAAUGGAACUUGGAAGGAGAUUUCAACAAUGUAAUAACUUUCACGUUUUUCUUGUUUGAUUAUUUUUACCAUUAGUUAUCUAUGCCACUAUGACAGUAUAUCAUUACCUUAUUGUUUGAACUCCGCGUUUUACUGAGAACAGUAAGGUUAACAAUGGUUUAAAAUUGAUUUAGUUGAAUUGGUAGAUAAGCAUGUUAUAAAGCCUUGUCUGUGAAGUUAUAAGGAUUAAAUAUCGAAAAGACAAAAUUGCAUCCAUUUCAGCUGCACUAGAUGUGUAUAGAUGGUUAUUCAAUAUACUAUAAGGAUAUAGCAUCCUACACCUUGUUUUACUGAUGGAGUGAAAACUGUAAUCUGGUAGAACUACCCACUCAUCGUUGAGAUUUGACAGCAGGGUAAAAUAAAUCAGACUUUUUCGACAAAUAUAUCCACACCAAAUCUAAUUGGGAAUGUCCAUCGAAAUAACUCGUUCUGUUCAUUUUAUAAAUCAUUCUUAAUGAACAGGAACUAUGCACAUAAUACACGUUUUCUAUCAAACUUUACUUUCUAAUAACACAACAAAACAUGUAGAAUUAAAUUGUCCUAUUUUUAUUAGUAAUUAAACAUCUAGAAAAGUAAAUGUUACUUCGUAUUAAUUAUACAAGCAUGGCACUUUGUAACAGGAAAACAAAAAUGUUUGAUUAAUUGUCACUUUAUACCAAGAAAAUACAAAUUAUUUGAUUAAAUA
Messenger RNA from Mizuhopecten yessoensis (Yesso scallop), 4433 nucleotides. RefSeq lists its product as uncharacterized. The record is from RefSeq and is a predicted model, not a curated record. NCBI's taxonomy places the organism in Eukaryota, Metazoa, Mollusca, Bivalvia, Pectinida, Pectinidae. Bases 123 to 1550 code for a protein of 475 amino acids. The transcript is spliced from 3 exons. Gene Ontology annotation, biological process: regulation of apoptotic process.